AUGGCUCGGUCGCUGGCGCUCCUGCUGCUGCUGCCCGUCCUCCUCGCCGGGCUCCUCUCGUGUCCCGGAGCCAUGGCCAGCUACCCGCCUGACUGCUCCCAGUAUGGGAAGUAUAUGUGUCCAAGGGACUACCAUCCAGUCUGUGGCACUGAUGGAGAGACCUAUGGAAACGAGUGUGUGCUCUGCCUUGCUAACAGGGAAGAUCAUACGCAUAUAGAAAUUGCCCGAAAGGGACAUUGCUGAUACGACAGAUGGCUGCUUUUCAAGAAAAUAAGAAGGUCACAGACAAUCCAAAUGGAAACAAUGCCUUAAAUGUACCUUCUGUGUAG
This is a messenger RNA of Onychostruthus taczanowskii (white-rumped snowfinch), 329 nucleotides long. It is a transcript of the gene SPINK2, whose product is annotated as serine peptidase inhibitor Kazal type 2. Gene Ontology annotation, molecular function: protein binding; serine-type endopeptidase inhibitor activity. Lineage: Eukaryota; Metazoa; Chordata; Aves; Passeriformes; Passeridae. The record is from RefSeq and is a predicted model, not a curated record. Bases 1 to 243 code for a protein of 80 amino acids. The transcript is spliced from 4 exons.